This is a messenger RNA of Plutella xylostella (diamondback moth), 1991 nucleotides long. It is a transcript of the gene Dus3, whose product is annotated as Dihydrouridine synthase 3. NCBI's taxonomy places the organism in Eukaryota, Metazoa, Arthropoda, Insecta, Lepidoptera, Plutellidae. Gene Ontology annotation, biological process: tRNA processing. The record is from RefSeq and is a predicted model, not a curated record. Gene Ontology annotation, molecular function: tRNA dihydrouridine synthase activity; metal ion binding; RNA binding.
AUGUCAAAGAUACACAGAUUAAAUAGCCGCAUUGAAAUUUAUAACCUAUAAUUUAAUUUUUUAUUUAAUAAAAUGGUGAUUUAAAGCUAAAAUUAAUAAUUUAUAAGUUUCUUAAACACCGUAAACAGUCACAAGAGAAAUGGCAAAGGUAAACGCUGGUGUUUGCGCCAUAAAAGAAGAAUUUGUAGUGAAAAAGCCCGCAAUACCAGAUAUUAUUAUAUUUGAAGACAAAUCAGGUAAACAUAAACUCAGCGGUGAAGGUGACGAUAAAGACGAAGUAGACAAUAAAAAAUCUAAAUUAGAAAAUGGAGCCACAGGAAUGGCUAAGGAUAAAAAGCGAGGUCAAAACAAAUGCCGACCAAAAACAUUUCAGGAUGAUAAGAAAAGUAAAGCUUGCCCAAGUAUCAUAAAUAUUACCUGUAAAGAAGAACUAGUACCAUGCCAGUUUAAUAACUGCAUCUUUAUUCAUGACCCUAUAGAAUAUCUGAAAUUAAAACCAAAGGAUUUAGGCGAGACCUGCCAUGUCUUUAACCUCCGUGGGAGAUGCCCUCGAGGAAUUGCUUGUCGCUUUGGUUCUCAGCACCUUACAGAUGAAGGCUACAACAUAGUAGUGGAAAGUAAGCAGGAAGCAUGGAAGGAUGACACUGUUAAUACUCUUCAGUCAACAACUAAAACAGAACUCCAAAAAAGGAAAUAUGACUUCAGCUUAGCUGAAAAACUUGUAAAACAUUUGGAUAACAGGAAGAAACCUGCAGAAAAAGAUUUAGAGAAAACAGAACCCGAAAAUUGUGAUGGAGAAAUUGAGAAAAAGAUAGAAUAUACAGGUGCAGUGACAGAUGAAGAUUUAAUAAAACUGUUGCCACGAGAGAAAAAGAAGAUAAACUGGAACAAUAAGCUGUAUCUAAGUCCUCUAACAACAGUUGGCAACCUACCAUUCAGAAGAAUAUGUAAAAGUUUUGGUGUGGACAUCACUUGCGGUGAAAUGGCCCUCUGUGAAUCCAUUUUAAAAGGUAUGACACAGGAAUGGGCAUUGGUGAAAAGGCAUGAAUGUGAAGACUUGUUUGGGGCUCAAAUAUGUGGUACUAAUGUCUACACUAUAGCUAAAGUUUCUCAACUUCUUCAAGAAAAUUCUUCACUUGAUUUUAUAGAUUUGAAUUUGGGAUGUCCUAUUGACCUUGUGUACAAGAAGGGAGGAGGUUGUGGCAUGAUGCACCGCCUGUCCUCACUGGAGGCCUCAGUGAGAUGUGCAUCAAAUCUUUUGAGUAUUCCAUUCACCAUCAAAAUGAGAACAGGUGUAUAUCAAGACAAAAAAAUUGCUCAUACAAUUGUACCCAAAGUGGCACAGUGGGGUGCAUCAUUGAUAACCCUUCAUGGAAGGUCCAGAGAGGCCCGGUACACUCGGUCUGCUGACUGGGAGUACAUUGAGACUUGUGCUAAAGCAGCUGCACCUUGCCCUGUUUAUGGGAAUGGUGAUAUUCUGAGCUACCAAGACUAUGUUGAAAGAAGAGAAAGGGCCCCAACUGUGCAAGGGGUCAUGAUUGGUCGAGGUGCUCUCAUCAAGCCAUGGAUAUUCACUGAGAUUAAGGAACAAAGAUUGUGGGACAUUAGUAGUGGUGAGAGAUUUGAUAUUCUGAAGAAAUAUACUAACUAUGGACUGGAGCAUUGGGGAUCAGACACCCAGGGUGUAGAGAACACACGAAGAUUCCUAUUGGAAUGGUUGUCAUUCUUAUACCGUUAUGUACCUGUUGGGUUACUAGAAAGACCUCCGCAACAGAUAAAUGAAAGACCUCCUAUAUAUUUUGGCAGAGAUGAUAUGGAAACUUUGAUGGCAUCUGGAAAUUGCUCUGAUUGGAUCAAAAUAAGUGAAAUGCUGCUUGGACCGGUUCCAGAUGGGUUCAAUUUUCUACCUAAACACAAAGCUAAUUCAUAUUAAUGAGUGUUAAGUUUACAGCAGAGUUGUUGUUAAAUAAAAACCUAUAUUUAUAAACUUA